AUGGCCACCGAUAUCUUAGCUGGCCAGCCUCUACGUCCAACCACCCCAGUCCCGGGACUGUGGCUCCUCGACGCACCAGAUACCCUCUAUGUACGCGUGUACACUGCGCCGCCUCUCGUCCAGGUCGAACCUCCACCUGAAUCGGCCACGCCUGCUUCUGAUGAGGCCCCACCCGAUCCCAAGCCCGAGGCGCCCAGCCUCUCACCGGCACACCUCGCGAUCCCAGCCAUCGCCCACUCGCCGGCCAAGUCGCCGACCCUCUCCCUGCCCAACAUCAAGAGCCCAACAGCCCUACGCUCUCCAGUGGCCGCUCUCAAGAGUCAGCCCACAACUCCAGCGCCCACCGACGCCAAGCUCUCACCCGUCCGCACAACUGCCAUCCCGCCCCCGCCCCCUCCAUCGCCGUCCCGUACCUUGAAGCGGCUGCGCAACGACGCGCUCGAGCGUGCGUGGCUCGCCAUCAACGCGUCAGAUACCGACGUGACUGCAGCGGCAUUGAAACGCCCCUGCGCCGUCGUAAAGCCCGGGGACGAGAGGCGCGAACUUUGGGUCUUCUCGCCAGAUGACGCGCCUAUCCCUGGUCUCGAAGAGCUGGGUCUCACUGAGGUCGAUGUACCAGAUCCAAUACGGAUAGCGGACACCGUGACGUGCCCGGAACACGGGCACUCGCUCUCCUGCCUCGCGCCAGACGGCGAGGACAGGUGUUUCCCUACGUUCACGCCGCCGGAAACGUGGCCGCUUCUCGAGUGCGCGGUCGGCGAGAAAGUGGCGUGGAAGCUUGGCGCGCGCCUGUCCCUCCUCCCGUCGGACGCGACGCUCGCCGAUCCGCCGUUCGUUGUGUCACUACACCCUGCGGCGGGCAAGCUAAUCCUCACUGCUCAGCUGCGCCCAUUACCUCGUUGCGCCCCACAGCUGCAAAACGGCACCGACCCAGGCGUGGACCCGCUUGUACUCCGCCCACUUGCUCUCCCCGCCCUCCUCGUUGCUCCCAUUACACCAACCCCGGCGCAGGAUGUGCGGUUAUCCGCGGCGUUCGACCUAGCUCUUGGGCCUGGAUGGAAGAACGGGCGUUCCGAGGCGCGCGUCGCGGCGCAGGCGGCGCACGGCUCGGCGGCCGACUGGAGCGUCUACUGGGUCCCAUUGGAACGGGGGGAGGAGGAUCUCGCGCGCACUCUCCCACACGCGCUCGCCUCCAAGUGGCGAGGAUCGAACGGCGUGCUCACAGUCUGGCCAACACAUAUGGCAAGACCCCUUGCUCGCAGCAUUCCCUCCCUCUCCGCCAAGCUCGUACCGUCAGACGCAGUGCUCGGCUCUGCGACUGAUCUGAUGGGCUCGGCGACCGAGGUGUUCAACUUCCUUGGGAGCUAUACCGCUCCUGCAGAGGAUGAGGAGGAGGACGUUGAGCCGGAGGACGUUGAGCUGGCCGAGGUAGACGGCGAUGUGACAAUGGACGACGCUGGCAGGGAGUCGGACGUUGACGAUUUGUUCUCCGCGCACACGUCGCCUGCUCCUACGGCGAGCCGGGCAGUGAGCCGCGCGCCAACGGUCGGCACGGACGCAGGGGACCUGUUCACCACUUCGGCGUUUGGGACGCCGCGUCUCAAUGCACUCGACGUCAACAUGGGUAUGGACGAGGACUUGUUUGGCGAGGACGCGGACGACGACGCGGCUACUGUCGUGCCCGACAUGGAGGCGGCGGACCAGGCGACAGUAGCUGAGCCCAUGAUGCUCCCACCCCCAGUGCCUACCACUACCCAACAGUCCAGCAAAAUGGGGUCACCGCGCGAUGUCACAGAAGACGACUUCAACUUCUUCGACUCGCCGACUGCCGAGACAAGCCCCGCCAAGAUAUUCCACGCUCCGCAUCCGCCGCUGGACGACCACACUGGCAAGGAGCUGGCUGUGCUCGCAACCCCGGCGGUCAUCUCCCUUUCUAUUCCCCUGCCUGAGGUCACACCAGCGAGCCUUACCCCUGUCGCCGAGGAGGAGCCUGAGCCCGAGACCGUAACGCACGAAGCCUUGCCAGAACCUGAAGUCAUCCUCGCCGAGGUGAUCGAGGAACUCGUCGUCAAACCUGCACCCUCUACGACAGAGGAGGAGACGCAGAAGCGCCGUUAUGUCGACAUCGUCCCAGACGCUUUUGCGUCUGUGCAGUUGGGCAUAAGGAAACGACCAAAAUUCGCAUACGGCUUACCCUCGCCUGCAGCGACAGUUUCCUCCUUGAGACUGAGCUGCGUCGAGAGGCUACGGGAAAGCGUGUCCGGUAAGGACAAGGAAGAACCGCUUGCCUACUCCACGGCGUGGGACAUUGAGAGCGACGGCAGUGACUCGGAGUGCGAGUCGGCAGUCACCACCGGCGCCCCACCUACACCUUCCAGUACGGCAUCGUACGAUGACCGGACGCCCACAAACGAGCUCGUGGCUAUCCCGACACUGUCCGACGACGAGGUCGAAUACGACGGUACCGUAUGUGUUGGCGGCGAGUGGACGUCGUUGCAGUUCGACAUCAACGCCGCCGCGACGCUGGCACGCACUUGGGCGACGGGGUGGGUCGACAUCAAACCUGACGCCGACUUUCCUACCCCGAAGUCGCCGCCGCCGCACUCCAGCGAGCCACAGCAACCAACACUCAACAUCGAGGUGCUCGCCAACGCGCUCGUGCGCAACUCGUUCUUCCGUUCCAUGUUCGAGACGGCUGAAGCCACUGCACGCGAGGUGUGGCGCCCACCAUCUAUGAUAGUGCGCGGCGGUGUGCCAAUCAGCGACGUUGCUGCGGGGCUGGCGGACGGCGACAAGUAUUCGCUCGAGCAGCCUUCUGUCAACACCGGCUAUGGAAGUAGCAUCUUGCGCAUCGGCGUCGCCGCGUUGCGGUACUGGCGUGAACUGGGACUCAUGCCGUCGGGCGGGCCGAAGGACCUCGCUGCGUUCGUGAUCUGCGCGCCUGGUGCAUACAACGUCAGGCGUGCCCAGGACUUCCUCACAGACAUGGGCGAGGUUUUUGAAGCGAACCGCCUCGGCACCCUCGUGGCUGGCACGCACGAACUUGCAACUGAGGGUGUGGCUGCGGUACCCUCUGUUGAGGUAUCGUCCACGGCGAGCCGCCUGCGUGGCACGUCGCUGGGGGGGAAGCCGACGGUAGUGUUUGUGCUUACGUCCGCGACGACGCUUUCGCACGCCACGCUCGCACCGCUCCUAGCACCUAAGGCCCAGACGAACUGGGUGUACCCGCUCCCACUGUCAGCUUUGCACCCUUCCAACUUGGCCACAGUGGCGUUCCAGGUUUACGACCUGGUGCCGCGCCAGGUUGACCGCGUGACAAUGUUCGGCAAGCCCCUUGACAUGCCCAAGGUCUGGAUGCCUUACCAUGCUUUCACGCUCGCGGGUGAGGCGACGCCCAAACCCGAGCUGAGCAUGGCCUGGCCGCAGCGCAACUACGACGUGCUGAACCGCUGGCGCUUUGUGCACGCGGCUUACGCGUGGGUGCCGGAAUGGGAGACGGUGGUUGUGGCGGUGGCAGACAGGAACGGGGAUGCACUCGAUGUCCAGGCGCUCAAGAUGGACAGCUGCGUGGCGCGGGACAGAGUCGCGCGUGUGUGGGAGGUCGUGCGGAGCUUUGCCUCCGAGGCCGCGACUGAGUGGCGGGCGAGCGUAACCCGGCACGGACUGAUGUUCGCCGACGAACUUGAUGCGUGGAAGGAGUUGUACGCGUCCCACUGUGACGCGAUGAGCCUGCUCAUGUGCGAGCCGUCAGGCGAGGGCCCGAACCGGACACGCACGCCCGUGGCCAACAUUCCGCCGAGCAUGUUGGCCGACCCGAACGCAUCCAUUGUGGACGAAACGCUGGCAGGCUCCGCGGCGGGCUUUACGCACCGCCUCUGUGUAACCCUCCCGGCCGGCCGCACUGGCGAGACACGCAUCAUCUUCCCACCGACGUCGUUUGUGCUCGGCAUAUCGGGCCCGGCCGCAACUGGCGCUGCAACGGCGACAUACCAUGUGCUGCAACAUCGUAACCCGCCUGGCCGUUCUGAGAAAUCCGACGAGCUUCUUGGGCCAGAGUUCUAUCGCCUCGCAUGUCUGGGGAGGAGGCGGUAUACCCUCGGUUACCUUCCGCUGCCGCUGGACGCUGUGGGCGUCGUCGCAGCGGCUCUUGGGAGGGUAGAGAGACCGGAGGAUAAGGAGGAGCAGAUGAAUGAAGACGACUAG
Molecule: messenger RNA, 4203 nt
Organism: Cutaneotrichosporon cavernicola
Lineage: Eukaryota; Fungi; Basidiomycota; Tremellomycetes; Trichosporonales; Trichosporonaceae
Exons: 3
Coding region: 1-4203 (1400 amino acids)
Biological process (GO): positive regulation of transcription by RNA polymerase II
Cellular component (GO): mediator complex
Molecular function (GO): transcription coactivator activity
Source: RefSeq, a predicted model, not a curated record